AUGCCUUCGGUCCUCUAGGGAGGAUUCACCGAGCUCCAUUGAAGAAUGGAGAAGGAUGAGCAGCAUCAGCAGAAGGAACAAGGGAAUGAUCGCAAAACCCUAAUCCAGAUCCCAUCCUACCAAGAAGUCUUCCAACCCUCUUCCUCCUCUGCUCCUCAAUCCUACAACCCUCCCACCACCUCCAUCUCCACGUCGGCCGCAUCCUUCUCCGACGCCUUCUCCUUCAUCAAGGCCUCCGAAUUCUACACCCCUCCUCCCUCCUCCAUCCCCAGCAACAAUUCAGAUUCCCAACCUUCUUCCUCUUCUUCUUCUUCGGUCCCUCAGAAUCGGAAUGCGAUCCUCGUGAGCCAGCGGCAGAAGGGAAAUCCGUUGCUGAAGCAUAUCAGGAAUGUGAGGUGGGUUUUCGCAGAUAUAAUCCCAGAUUAUUUGAUGGGGCAAGGUUCUUGUGCUCUUUAUUUAAGUCUCCGCUAUCACCUUCUUCACCCGGAUUACUUAUAUUUUCGAAUAAGAGAGUUGCAGAAGAAUUUUAAGCUUCGCGUUGUUUUGUGCCAUGUUGAUGUGGAGGAUGUUGUUAAACCACUACUUGAAGUAACAAGGACAGCAAUGCUUCAUGACUGCACUCUUUUAUGUGGCUGGAGCUUGGAGGAGUGUGGUCGGUACUUAGAGACCAUAAAAGUUUAUGAAAACAAACCUGCAGAUAGUAUUCGUGAGCAAAUGGAUACCGACUAUCUAUCAAGGCUGACUCAUGCACUGACAACUGUUCGACAUGUUAAUAAGACUGAUGUUGUUACACUUGGCUCUGCUUUUGGGUCACUUUCAGGAAUUAUGGAUUCUUCUAUGGAAGAUUUAGCUCGAUGCCCUGGUAUUGGUGAGCGAAAGGUAAAACGUCUUUACGAUACAUUCCAUGAGCCAUUUAAACGGGUGUCCAGCCGAUGCUCUGUUGAUGUGUCCGAAGCUCAUGUCCGGGAGAAAGACACUGAAGAAGUGUUGCCCGGGAAAAGCAAGAGUUUAGUAGCAGAGGGCGAGAAGUUGGAUGCAAGCAAUGACAGUAAAGUUUCUAGUCCAAAUGUGAGAUCAGCAUUGACUGCUGCUUUCGCCAAAUACGCCGACAAAGUACAAAAACCAGAUCGGGGAGAAAGUACACAGUUGUAAGUCAGGAUGGUGGUUUCCCAUUCCCCUGACCCCCAAC
Dioscorea cayenensis subsp. rotundata (Guinea yam) is the source of this 1189-nucleotide messenger RNA. RefSeq names its product DNA excision repair protein ERCC-1. Gene Ontology annotation, cellular component: ERCC4-ERCC1 complex; nucleus; nucleotide-excision repair factor 1 complex. Lineage: Eukaryota; Viridiplantae; Streptophyta; Magnoliopsida; Dioscoreales; Dioscoreaceae. Gene Ontology annotation, molecular function: damaged DNA binding; single-stranded DNA binding. The record is from RefSeq and is a predicted model, not a curated record. Gene Ontology annotation, biological process: meiotic mismatch repair; UV-damage excision repair; nucleotide-excision repair.